AUGUCUCAGGCGCAAGCUCUCCCCUCCAUCGCGUCGCUGACGCAGAGCAUCCCCCAGGCCGACGCCGCCCAGAUGCAGGCGCGUCAGCACCACAUUGACGCCCGCGACUCCGGCGCGUGGUCCAUGUCCCAGGCCCAGAGCAAGCACUCGUCGGGCGUCUCCAACACUACCAAUCUCCAAUUGCAAACCAUUCUCAAUGCCGAGGACUCGCCGUCGCGGAACUCCGUCGCCGACACACCACAGUCGAUACGGCAACCAUCCCAGACGCCCCAGGCACUGCCGCCCUUCAACCACACCUUCGACAACCGCCAGAGCCUGGAUGCCUCCUCCUCCUACCUGGAAUCCAGGCGCAGCAGCGUCGACAGCCGUAUGAACGCCGGCAUGACCCAUCUCGCCAUCAGCCCGUCUUCGCCUUACGAGUCCCAAAACACCUCACGUGUAUCGCUCGUGUCCAGUCUCCAGCAGCAGCGCGGCAUCACCACCGACCAACGGCAGAGCGGCCCGCCGCUCUCUCCUCUCGGCCCUCGGGACUCGGUCCGCUCCAACCAGGCUCCCCGCCGCGCUCCCGUCAUCAACCCGAACCCGCGAAGUGUGUCCGGCAUGCCCGAUCCUAUGGCCGCCGCCCCCACCAAGGGCUUCCCAUGGGCCUUCCCGGAUGCCGAACCGGACGAGCGCCGCGGCUCCAGCAGCGGUGAUUCCAGCAUCGAGAGAUCCACGAGAUCCAUCCCUUCGAGGCAGAACAGUUUCGCGACGUCCAUCAACAGCAGCAUCUAUGCAGAAGCCCUUCCGCCCGGACAGAAGAGAUUCGAAGAUGAAAUUCCCCACACCCAUCACCAUUCUAUGCAGCAUCGCAACAUCACCAAUCUCCAGUCCGAGCACGCAGCAACUCCCGGCACCGGCAACUACAGCCGAACCCCCGAGUUGCGCGUCAGCCACAAGAUGGCCGAGCGAAAGAGACGAAGCGAAAUGAAGCAGCUGUUCGACGAACUGAAUGGCAUUCUGCCCAACUCUCCGGGCAACAAGUCCAGCAAAUGGGAAAUCCUCACCAAGUCGAUCGAGUACAUCAGAAGCCUGCAGAGGAACUAUGACAGAAUACAGAGCGACAACACCCGUAUGCGACAGGAGUCUGCUGCUUACAACCCUAGGGCUAGCGAAAUCGAGCGUGAGAACACAGAGCUCAAGCAAGAGCUCCAUGCUGCGUGGCAACAGCUACGCCAGAUGGACCCAAACCAUCCACACGUAUUCGGAUCCAUGACCAAUUUCCUGGCACACAACCAACAGCAGACUGGCCAAGGCCAACAAAACGUUCUUCCGCCCUUGCAGCAACCGCAAUGGCAGAACGGCGCACAGCCCGCAGCGCAGCCCACUGCCAUGCAGGGCGUGGAAUUCGCCGGUGGAAGGCCAUACAACCACAGAUAA
Molecule: messenger RNA, 1419 nt
Organism: Lasiodiplodia theobromae
Lineage: Eukaryota; Fungi; Ascomycota; Dothideomycetes; Botryosphaeriales; Botryosphaeriaceae
Product: Hlh transcription factor
Exons: 3
Coding region: 1-1419 (472 amino acids)
Biological process (GO): positive regulation of transcription by RNA polymerase II
Cellular component (GO): RNA polymerase II transcription regulator complex
Molecular function (GO): DNA-binding transcription factor activity; protein dimerization activity
Source: RefSeq, a predicted model, not a curated record